Molecule: messenger RNA, 1407 nt
Organism: Talaromyces atroroseus
Lineage: Eukaryota; Fungi; Ascomycota; Eurotiomycetes; Eurotiales; Trichocomaceae
Exons: 2
Coding region: 1-1407 (468 amino acids)
Biological process (GO): proteolysis
Molecular function (GO): metallodipeptidase activity
Source: RefSeq, a predicted model, not a curated record
AUGGAUUCUCACGAUGAGAAGCUCGGCCUCCUGCUAGACGAGGGCCAGUCUUCUCCUGCAGUCUUGCAGACCACAGAAAGCAUCAACAUCGGCGCUCCCCGGCGCUCCAGACUCUGGUCUGUCGCGCUUGCAUCGCUGUUAACGGUAAUCGCCCUGGCUUUAUGGAGUACCACGUCUUUCCGGCAUUGCCAUACUACGGGGAUAUCGCCACUUAAAAGUAUAGAGGACCGAGUCCACAAGAUUCUGAGUGACACGCCUCUGAUCGACGGCCACAAUGAUCUUCCCAUUCUUGUUCGAGCCGCGUAUGGAAACAAAAUAUAUAGCUCGGAUUUUAUCAAGCGCUUCGCAUUUGGCAAUUUGACUGGCCAUGUGGACGCCCCACGGCUGGCCGACGGUCAGGUGGGCGGUACCUUUUGGAGUGUUUUCGUUCCUUGCCCUAAAGACGGAGAGGACUUUUCCAACGAGAAUUACGCACAAAGCGUGCAAAUGACCUAUGAACAGGUCGAUGUAAUGACGAGAAUUCAGCAAGAGUUCAGCAGUAUCCUCUCGGAAUCUCCCAAUGGCACUACAGCACUAGGAGAGUUCCGUAGCGGCAAAAUCAUCUCACCCUUGGGCAUCGAGGGUUUGCACUCUAUUGGCAAUUCUCUGACACAUCUUAGAGCUUUUUACAAACUUGGUGUCAGGUACGCGACACUGACGCACAAUUGUCACAAUAUAUAUGCAGAUGCAGCCUUGGUGGAGAUUCCUGGAGGCGGAGUUAAAAAGGCGGAUCCAGUAUGGAACGGUAUCAGCGAGAAAGGGAAGAUUGUUGUCUCCGAAAUGAAUCGACUUGGCAUGAUUGUUGAUCUUUCACAUGUCAGCGAGGACACCAUGCGCGAUGUCCUCGGGGCCGGUGAAGACGAAUGGAUUGGCAGCCAAGCACCAAUUAUCUUCAGCCAUAGCUCCGCUCAUGCUCUUUGCCCGCAUCCUCGCAAUCCGACAGAUGAGAUCUUGCAGCUGGUCAAGAAGACUGAUUCUCUGGUUAUGGUCAACUUCUAUCCGCAAUUCACCAGCUGCACAGCAUCCGACCGAGAAGAUGGGCUUCCCGACUACUACCCUCCGAACGCAACUCUUUCUCAUAUUGCCAGCCACAUCAUGCAUAUCGGUGAUCUCAUUGGCUUCGACCACGUUGGCGUGGGCAGUGAUUUUGAUGGAAUAGAGUCUACCCCUGCAGGCCUCGACGAUGUUUCCAAGUAUCCAGAUCUGAUUGCUGAAUUACUCCGACGCGGGGUUAGUGAUGCAGAUGCUGCCAAGGUAGCAGGGGGAAACUUGCUCAGAGUCUGGAAGAAGGUAGACGAGGUUGCUCUCAAGUUGCAAGCUGACGGAGUAUUGCCAGCCGAAGAUGACAUUGAGCUGCCUGAGCACUGA